AGUCUCUCUUUUCUUAUAUACAAACAUUAGCCAGUAGCCAUCCCCACUUUGAUACUGGAAAUUUCAGGGUACUGAAUUUAACAACAAUACUAGAAGCUUGAGACAAUGAGAUUUUUUGUCUCCGCUUUCUUCUUCCUUGUGUUGCUUACUUAUACAGCUGCAUAUGAUCCCUUGGAUCCAAAUGGGAACGUUACAAUUAAAUGGGAUAUCAUGUCUUGGACCCCAGAUGGCUAUGUGGCGGUUGUAACAUUGAACAAUUUCCAAAUGUACCGCCACAUAAUGAGUCCAGGUUGGACCUUAGGAUGGACAUGGGCUAAGAAGGAAGUGAUAUGGUCCAUGGUAGGGGCUCAAGCCACUGAACAAGGAGACUGUUCCAAAUUCAAAGGUGACAUACCUCAUUGCUGCAAGAAAAUUCCAACAGUUGUAGAUCUGCUCCCUGGUGUCCCUUACAACCAGCAAUUCACAAAUUGCUGCAAAGGUGGUGUGGUGGCAGCAUGGGGUCAAGAUCCAACUGCUGCUGUCUCAGCCUUCCAAUUGAGUGUUGGGCUAGCGGGUACUUCAAACAAGACAGUGAAACUUCCCAAGAACUUCACCUUGUUAGGUCCAGGGCCAGGGUACACCUGUGGCCCUGCCAAGGUUGUGCCUUCCACCGCUUUCCUCACACCAGACCACCGCCGCAAGACUCAGGCACUGAUGACAUGGAACGUGACCUGCACUUAUUCCCAGUUUCUUGCCAGGAAAAACCCAAGUUGUUGUGUUUCUUUCUCAUCCUUCUACAAUGACACAAUCACUCCUUGCCCCUCUUGUGCUUGUGGUUGCCAGAACAAGAACAAGUGUGUCAAGAGCGACUCUAAAAUUCUUCAAAUGAAGGGAAUAAACACUCCGAAGAAAGACAACACACCACUGUUGCAAUGCACACACCACAUGUGCCCUGUCCGGGUGCACUGGCAUGUGAAGCAAAACUAUAAGGACUAUUGGCGUGUGAAGCUUGCUGUUACAAACUUCAACUAUCGGAUGAACUACACGCUUUGGAGUCUAGUUGUUCAGCAUCCAAAUCUCAACAAUGUGACACAAGUUUUCAGCUUUGAUUACAAACCUCUUGUUCCCUACGAAUCUAUAAAUGACACAGGUAUGUUCUACGGCAUGAAAUACUAUAAUGACUUACUCAUGGAAGCUGGACCAUUUGGUAACAUUCAGUCAGAGGUGCUUCUUCAAAAGGACAAGAACACUUUCACCUUCAAGCAAGGAUGGGCAUUUCCUCGCAAAGUUUACUUCAAUGGUGAUGAAUGCAUGCUGCCCCCACCCGAUACAUACCCACAUCUGCCUAAUUCUGCCCCUAAAAGCCUACUUGCCUUAUCAACAUUGAUUUCUUCAUUGAUUUUCUUGUUGAUAUCUAUCUGGUGAUGAGCUUCUUGGACUCAAGAAAUGUUAUGGAAAAUUUUGAAGCUUAAGUUACUUUGACACAGAUAAAAGAGAGAAAUGGUAUAACAAUUCAAUAUUCUUUUGAAAGAGCCAAACUUGACUUAUGGAGAUGGAAUUGUAUUCUAUGAUACAUGAGCUUGUGAAUAGAGAAAUCUAUUUGUGUUUUGAUUCCUAA
Molecule: messenger RNA, 1597 nt
Organism: Quercus robur (English oak)
Lineage: Eukaryota; Viridiplantae; Streptophyta; Magnoliopsida; Fagales; Fagaceae
Product: COBRA-like protein 4
Exons: 6
Coding region: 106-1404 (432 amino acids)
Biological process (GO): plant-type cell wall cellulose biosynthetic process; cellulose microfibril organization
Cellular component (GO): plasma membrane
Source: RefSeq, a predicted model, not a curated record